This is a messenger RNA of Volvox carteri f. nagariensis, 1824 nucleotides long. RefSeq lists its product as uncharacterized. The transcript has 11 exons. Gene Ontology annotation, biological process: proteolysis. Gene Ontology annotation, molecular function: serine-type endopeptidase activity. NCBI's taxonomy places the organism in Eukaryota, Viridiplantae, Chlorophyta, Chlorophyceae, Chlamydomonadales, Volvocaceae. The record is from RefSeq and is a predicted model, not a curated record. Gene Ontology annotation, cellular component: membrane. The coding region runs from base 1 to 1824 and encodes 607 amino acids.
AUGGCUUCCAAAAAUGACCGCGACCCGACGGGUCAUCCCCGCGGAGAGCCGGUGCUCUCAGGCAACACCUCCGUGGCGUCAGACAUCCAAAUAGAUCCAACAAACCAAGACCUGGAGGCCCUGGCACCCCCAUGUUUAGCAGCUGGGUUGAGUACGGCACUAACUGACACCUGGGAUGUGGAUGUGGAGGGGGGAGCAUCGCUAUCUUUGCGACGAUUCAGCAGUGGCGGCGGCGGUAGCAGAGGCGGAAGGUUCGCCACCGGCGAUGCCGUACGGAGUUCAUCGAGUUGCGGCGCGCUGUGGGAGGUGGACGAGACUCACCGGCACUCCUGGGGCUCGUACGACGGCGGCGGUGCCGGCGGCAGUGGAUAUGGCAACAGGUACGGCAAUCCGUACGGCGCCGAUGAGGGUGCGGAGGAUGCUCAGCGGGGCUCAUGGGGCUCCGACGAUGCCGCUGGGACCGUGUACGGCAGCUAUCGCUGUGGCGGCGGCGCCGCCGUGGCGAGGUCUGGCGGCGCCCCCCAUGCCGCCGAGGUCCCCGCCGCCGGGCCCCUGGCUGGCUCUGUGGUGGCGAGGCAGCGAUGGCGGCGGGCGGUGGCGGCGGUGGGGGAAGUACGGCGCCUGCACCGCAGCGCACAGACGCUGGCGGACAAACACUCGCUGCCAGCAGACCGGUUAUUUGCGGCCCUCACCCUCGCCCUCCAACGCCACAACUGGGCCCAGAUCAUGUCACCGACACACAACCCGCACCGCACACUGCUAAGACAUUACGUGGAUAAGAAGCUUGCGGGGCAGUGGGGCAGCUGGUGGGAGAGGUUGGAGGCGGAGUUCAUUAUCACGGGAACCAUCGUGUUUGACUGGUGUACCCCCGCACGGCUUGGGGAGCACUGGCCGCUGUUCACGGGGACCUUCCUGCUGACGGCGGGGCUGCUGUUCGCCUUCAUGGCGGGCCAGUUUCCGUACUUUGCUGCGCUGGAGGCGGCGGCGGCGGCGGGGGGGGCCUGCAGCGAGCAGCUGGCGGCGGCUGCGGGUGCGGGUGCGGCCAAGGACGUGGCGGACAAAUGGCCGGCGGGCACGGGGAAGAGCUGGUCGGCGUGCUUCCUGACAGCCCACAGCGGUCCUAGGUUCCUGGGGGACGUGGUGCUGCAGGCCCCCGGCAGCGAGCCCGCCACCACCUUCAGCGACGGAUUCCUCCGGGCCUGGGGCGGGCUGUAUGCCCCGGAUGUGCAGCGGGGGCAGGUGUACCGGUGGCUAACCGGCCCGCUGCUGCACAUCACCUUCCGACAUGCCGCCGCCAACCUGGCAUUGACGGCGGCGCUGGGCUGGCAAAUGGAGGCGAAGUACGGCACCGUACGGGUGAUGACCGUUUGGUUGGCGGCGGUUGUGGGGGGGGAGUUGUUGAGUGUUGCUGUGGAGGACCCUUGUCGUCAGCUGGUGGGCUGCAGUGGCGGCGCGUUCGGGCUGCUGGGUUUGUUCUGCGCGGACACUUUGCUCCAUUUCUCCUCCCUCCGCCGGCCAAUACUCCGAUGCGCCACCAUCGCUGUGCUGUUGGGCUUCCUAGUCUACACGCUGGCCGUACAGCAAGGCAACAUGUCCUCCAUGGCUCAUGUUGGCGGCCUGCUAUGCGGGCUGCUGCCAGCCCUGAUGGUGCUGCCGCGUCUGGGGUCAGAACAUUGGGAGGCGGCCUGGCCAGCCCUGGGGCUUCUGGCGGUGGUCGUGUGUUUUGCCGUACUGCCAGCCUGGGUCUACACACGGCGACUACCAGCAGCUGUCGUACAGUGCCUCCAACAAGCAUCGCGGCCGGCACCGGCGUUAACACGGUAG